Molecule: messenger RNA, 2072 nt
Organism: Lampris incognitus (smalleye Pacific opah)
Lineage: Eukaryota; Metazoa; Chordata; Actinopteri; Lampriformes; Lampridae
Exons: 3
Coding region: 95-1174 (359 amino acids)
Molecular function (GO): catalytic activity
Source: RefSeq, a predicted model, not a curated record
CAAACCCCGGCGUCACUUUCUAUUUUUUACGACAGGGUGACGUCACCCACUAACGUCACAUGACUUCCGCCACAACGAGGACUGGACCGUGCCGAUGAUCCGGGGUCUGGCCGCAGCCGCCUCUAGUUUAAUCGCUGUUUAUGCCGGCGUCCUUCUUCGUUACGGGCCGAGAGAAACGCCGAGCAGGUCGGUCUCAGCUCCUCUCUCUAUGUCGGUAAUACGGUUGUUGACUCGACGAAUGUCCUCGGCUCUUCCUCGUCAUACCAUAUGGGAGUCAGAGGAACUAGUUGCCUACCUCCACCCUCGACCCUGGACCCCAGGCACUGUUGUCCUGGAGCAGAAGUCCCACGGGGGAGCAGCAGGCAGCAUCUUUGACUUAGGGCAGAGGGAAUAUCUGGCGAUGCUGUUUGGUGCCAGGACCGUGGGGCAUCUCCUGUGUGAGAGGCUAGGGGUACACAGGUGUGCGUUGAUCACCAGACCCCAGAAAGAAGAACCAGCACAGAUCCGUAUUCUCCCACUGCAUGGCCUGGAUGCUGAUUGGCAUCCUCACCUGGCAGGAGAGGAGGAUUACAGCCCCCAUGACCCAGGCUACUGCACUUCCAAGAGUGGUCCUCGCUGGACAGACUCCAGUCUUGCAUUGAUCCAAGCCAGAAUCCGCGCCAAGCUCCCUUCCCCUGAAGCCCCACCCAACCUUACCUUCCUCGGCUCUGACCCCAACCACCCCGGCCUGUUCUCACGCAUCGUCCGUGGGGAGGAGCAGCAGUGGCGGGUGUGGGAGGAUGAGGGGCACGUGGCCUUUCUCACUCCUUUCCCCAAUUCCCCUGGACUCACUGUAUUGGUCCCACGCCGACCUUUGACCUCUGACAUUUUCCGCCUGGAGAAGGGGGAUUAUGAAGAGCUGGCUCUGGCAGUUAAGAAGGUCUCCAAGCUCCUUGAAGAAGGGCUGGGUGCUUGGGGGGUUGGGCUCAUCUUUGAGGGCUUUGAGAUUGACUAUGCCCAUGCUAAACUGAUUCCACUGCUUCCACCUCCAUCAUCAGAUGAACAUGACCUCACCCCUAACCCACCCCCUCCCCAGUUUUAUCCCAUUUAUCCUGGGUACAUCUCCUCAGAGGAUGGACCUGAGGCAAGCGCUGAGAGUUUGAAAGAGUUUUUUGUGAAAAUUGCACAGCUUUAAACUCAACAGUUUGUUCUUAGUUAAAACAUACUUUUUUUGCUCAUCUGCCUUUAUCAAAAAUACUCCUCGGCCUAUGGGCAUCAAUUUCUUUGCACUAAAUGACCAAAAUAAAACAGAAAGUGCCUCAUGACAGCGUGCAAUGGGGCCUGCGGUACAGCAUCCAAAAGACAUGGUAUACUGGAAACUGGUCAUUGUUGCUGAAACAUGGUUUUUGUACCCUUGGAUUGCAAAGCUUUGUGGAUGGAAGAGGAUCCCUUCCCUUGUGUAGAUGGGAGAUACAUUUUACAUGAUACCUGAUAUGGAAAAGUACAAGAAUAACACAAAUAUGUAGGGAAAAAUAUAGAAGUUUGUACUGGUCCUGGUGCACAAACUACAUAUAACUACCAAACUACAUGAGUUUUACUCUCACUGUCUGUUUUUACAUUUGUUGUUGAGGUGGGAUGAGGUGUGAAUAUCUGAAUUGCAGUAUUAUUAUAACCCAGGUUACUGCGUCUGUUCUGAUUAUCUUUUUCUUUUUUUUUACCAAACUGUUACCAAAGUUUUCAGUAAAGAGCUUUUUGAUAGAAAAUAUUUGCCAAAAACAUAUCUCUCAUGUCUCAAAUGAACAUGAGUUUUGCUAUUUUACAGUGACUUAUCUGCUUUUCCUCCUUUGCUUGAUAAGAAGCAGUGGCCAUAGAAAUCUAUUUUCAUAGUGCACAUUGCACAUUGUAAUGUAAUUUAAAUAUUGUUGUUGCACUUGAUAUAGCUUUUACUGAGAAUUCUCAAACGUUUACCCAUUGAUCACUUUUAUUACAGUAGAUCAUACAGAUAUGUUGUGCAAUCAUUCUGAUUUAUAUUUUACCAUGUUUAAAUUUGCAAUGAGAUUUUAUAUUCAUUAAAAUCAACAAACAUCUAUUAA